UGGGCGUAUUUGCGUCCCAGCUCAUAGUCGACCAUGUCCACCCUCAGCUCGUAGUGGGCGGAGUGUGUGAGCAGGUGCAGGGCCUCCAGACCCAGCCACAUUUCUCCCCUCAACUCCCCGAAACCUUCCCGGUGACGGGGAGUGGUGUAUUGCUGGCGGCGUGUGGAGCACCAGUGGUCUGGGCAACAUAGAGAAGCACUCACCCACCCACGUCCUCCCUCGGGAAAAUGCUUCCUGUGGCCCUCAGUUCGUCAGGAAAUUGUAGGGUGCGGAGCAGCACUGGAGGAAGACAUUCCUUCACGCAAUCGGACUGAGGUGCUGUCCAUAAACAAAGCGUGGCAGGGCACAGUUGGCCGUGUGUGCGAGGCAGCAGAGGCCACAGUCCCGUGCAGGCGCCACGCAGCGGAUAACCAGGGAAGAUGGCAGCCGUCGUCAGAUCCAGAAUAUAUUUUUCCUCUGUUGUGCGCUUCUCCGACCGUGAAUCUUUUGUCUGAACUCCUCAGCGCGCAGAUAAUAAUGGCUGACACCACAAACUCUGCUGGGGCUGAUGAUGACAUUGCUCUUGGUGAUUUAACUGAGCAAGAAUCUAAUGCCAGGAACCGCCAGGACCCUGAAUCUGUACUGGCUUCCUUUCGUGAGGAAUGGCAACGUGAACUGGAAGGUGCUCAGGUCCAGAAAGGCCUUUGCAAUGUGUCUAUGCAAUCAUCUCCUUCGAAGGAGGCCACUCAAGGUUCCUCCAGCCAUAAUAAAGGACCUCUGAAAGCCGUGCAGAGUGCUCCUAAGGACAAUGGUAGUGAUAGUGGUGGUGGCAUCAUUAGUGAAGGUGGUGAGGGAGGUAGUGAAGGCUAUGGUGUUCCUAAUGUUGAGAGCAGCACUCCAAUGGAGGAAGUUACAUCAGAUGUUGAAGCAAAGGCUACAGAGCUGUUCAAAAAGGCUGUCGAGUUGGAGCAAAGUGGACGACUGUAUGAGGCCAUCCAGUUCUACCGUCGAGCAAUGACACUGGUGCCAGACAUAGAAUUCAGGGUCCAUCAUCAGAACAUGCUUGAAUGGAGUGAAAACUACCAGGCUCAAGGGGAAGGAGAGGACACAGCUUCAGAAGACGAAUUGGACCAAGAAGAGAUUCAAGACCUUGUAUUCAGAUUCCAGGCAUUGACAUCUUCCUCUCAAGCUGUAUGCAUUCCCCAGUUUGACCAGGAGGCACCACAUAUUUCUUGUUUGCCUCCUGAGAUGCUGGAGCGCAUUAUGCACUGGGUAGUUGGAAGUGAUCUGGAUAUGAGAUCGCUGGAACAGGUGUCACGGGUGUGUCAAGGCUUCUAUCUGGUGGCCAGGAACCCUGAACUGUGGCACAAAGCUUGUCUCAGGAUUUGGGGCCUGAGUUGUGGCGUUCCUGGAGCUUAUGGGUCAUGGCGGAACAUGUUCAUCCAACGGCCACACCCACGUUAUAAUGGAUGCUACAUCUCCCGCACCACCUACUUCAGGUCUGGAGAGAGUAGCUUCCAGGACCAGAACUACCAACCAUGGCAUUUGGUUCAGUACUACCGUUAUCUAAGGUUUUUCCCUGAUGGCAUCAUUAGUAUGUUGACUACUGCUGAUGAGCCUCACAUGGUGGUGUCUCAGCUACGCACCCGGGAUGUACGCAAUCCUCAGGUGCUGCAGGGACACUACUGCAUCCUGGGGUCCAGUUUGUCUCUGGUAUUGAAGCGACGGUCUCGGGAAAGGCAGAUGAACAGGAGGAAGGGCCGUAGAUACAGAGGAGGAACUACUGAUGUUGCAGAAACUAUCUUUCAGAUUGAAUAUGAAAUUCGACCUGUCAAGGAACACUUGCACUGGCAGUUGGUGUGGCGAACAUACACAAUCAUCUCUAUCCACUAUGAUGACAAGCAGAACAUCUCACAGAUUGAUGUUAGUGAUGCCAGCAAGUUUCCACCUUUGCUUUUCUCCAGAGUGAAGAGCUACUCCAUGACAUGUGACAGCCCCCUUACAUAAUCAUCUGACAGGGGAAUUUUUCUUUUUAUGCUGCUUACAGGAACUACAUUCAGCAUUAGUAUUAUGCAUUUUGUACUUGCUUUUUCAUUAAUUUAACAUUGGUGCUGCCUUUUGUUUACCAUUCUUAAUGCUCAGAAAGUAAGAUUACCCUUUAUGUAAUGCAUAAGAGAAUCCCAGCAGCAGAAUGACUAAAGGAUUCAGUUAUAGCCACUCAUUGCCUUAUGUUUGUGGACUAACUAGGAAAAGAAAUGUUGCCUCAUCCUGCUUGGCAGUAAUAUUAUUCUACAUCAAAGUACGAAAAUGACUCUGGUGAUCCAUGAACGUCAUCAUAUCUUAAAUGGUUCACAAUAUUGUCAUGAUAUUUCUAAAACAAAUUUUCAUUAUAAUGAUUUCCUCAAAAGUGUGUGUUUUUUUAUAGAGAGAGAGUGCGUUCACACACACACACACACACACACACACACACACACACACACACACACACACACACACACACACACACACACACACACACACACACACACACACACACACACACACACACACAGGAUGGUUUAAAUAAGAUAAAUAGAUGGAGUAAAUCUUAGCAAAUGGAAUUCAAUGGAAAUGAAUGUAAAGUAAUGGAGUUUGGUGAGAGUAAGAAAAGAAUACAGUAUCACUGUGAGAUGGAUGGUGUGAAGUUAAAGAAAUCAAAAGAAGAAACAGAUUUGGGAGUAACAGUUACUGAAAAUUUGACUCUGGACACACUUACAAAAUUACUGGAGAGAUGAUGAAUUUGUUAAAAGAAUAAGAAUGGCAUUCUCAUAUUUGGAUGAAGGAAUGAUAAGAAGAGUUGUUAAUUUCCAUAAGACCAAGAUUGGAAUAUGUGGCAGUAGUGUGGUCUUGUCAUACAAGGAGGAAUAUUAUAAAACUGGAAAGAGUACAAAGAUGGUUCUGGAGUUAUGUCGACCUAUGAAGAGAGAUUAAGAAAGUUGGAAAUUCCUACUCCUGAAAAUAGGAGAAAGGAGAUUUAAUAAACAUCUGCAGAAUGAUAAAUGGAGAAUGCAGAAUGGAAAAUGUGGACAAAGAAUGUUUUAUAAAUUUAGACACGAAGUGAAGAAAGUUAACUGUUAAGAAGUAUAGUUUUCCUCACAGAAGUGUGAACAAAUGGAAUAAACUCAGUGAAGAUGUCAUUACCAAAACUGUCCAUGCUUUUAAGACCAAACUGGAUAGAUAUAGGGACGGAAUACCAAGAUUACUCCCCUCCCAUAAACCACAACUAGGUAAAUACACACACACACACACACACACACACACACACACACACACACACACACACACACACACACACACACACACACACACACACACACACACACACACACACACACACACACACUUCCAUUUAACUUGUCAAAUGUUUCCCAGCUAUGUUGAAGUAUGAAUAAAUCUUGUUCUUACUCACAAUAAAAUUAUUGGCAUGCUCAGCUUACAACUAAGCAGGCCUUAGUUUGAGUUGUAGGUGUGGCAAAGCAGAUGGAAAAGCCUCUUAAUGCAGCCCCUGUUCACCUAGCAACAGUGGGGUACAGGAUUUAAGCCAAGAAGCUGUGACCUUGCUGUUCUGAUGAAUAGUGUGUGAGUGGUCUCUGUCCUACCCAAAGAUUGGUCUCUGUGAGCUCUGAGCUCUUUCUGCAAGGAAACAGAUGGUUGGGUGAGAAGCAGACAACCAUGGAUAAAUAAUGCAUACACAUUCACUCAGUAUAGUGUAGUGGUUAGCACACUUGGCUUACAACUGAGAAAACCUGGAUUUGAGUUCCAGGAGCAGCAAGGCAAAUGGGCAAGCUGCCUGUAUGAGGGCCCCUUCACCCAGCUUAUGGGAUGUGAACCAAGAAGUUGUGACCUCACUGUCUUAGUUUGCAGUAUGUGAGUGGCUUCAAUUCUACCCAAAGAUUGGUCACUAUAAGCUCUGAGCUCUUUCUGUAGGGAAAUGGCUUGCUAUGCUGCAAAACCAGUAGACAACAAUGAGUUAACACAUUCAAAGGCAGAAGUGCUGGGUUAACAAUCCCUACUAGACUACAAGGUCAUUGCUUUCAUACCAUACAAGCUGUAUGGUAUGUCUUAACAUAAUAGAACCUGUCUUAACAUAAUAGAACUUUAUGCAUGGAAUUAGACUUAGUGGAGUACCCAGUUAAUGAAAGACUUCUUUUUUUUUCCCACGUCAGAUAUGUAGAAGACAAGACUUGGGCCUAAUAAAUUUUUACUUCCUGAAUGACAAGAAAAAGGCAAUAUCAAGUUAACUUAUCAUUUGUUGGAUACAGUGUUUCUCCAUCUGGCAUAAUGCAAAUGAUGUUUUCAUAUUAAAGCACUGUGAUAACAACAAUCAUGCUGUGGACAGUGAUGCUAAGAAACCAGGUAGUCUAAAAGCAGCCUAGGUAUCUAGAAAAGCCAUGAUAGUGGCUACACCACUACAUGAAAUGGAAAUUAAAAAUGCUGUAUCAAUGAGGAUAGAGUGAAAGUAACCAUCUUUUAAAAUCAAUCCACAGACUGCAAAAUGUUUGAAAAAUACAAACCUAUGUAUAAGUGAACAUUUUUAACUGUAUAUUAAUUUGCAUUAUACAAUAUCUUGCCAAGUAACUUCUCUGUUUUGGCUCCAUGAGUGCUGGUUAUGAAGGGUGGAGGGAGAGAAAGAAAAGGCAGACAGGCAGCAGUGGAUGGAGAUAGCACUAUGCAAUAGUUAAUUAACCACUCACUCUCUUAGCCCUGCAUCUAAUUUAGCACAUCUAUGCAAUCUGUCAUGUAUCCUGUAGUCAUAAUUUAUGGCAACAAUGAGGUAAUGGAUGUUGAUAAUGUGGCCACCACAACCAAUGAGUUUCAUCUGUAGGAAGGAAAGGAAGGUGGAAAAAGUACAUGGACUACUGCAUGGUAGGAUAAAAGCAUCAGUUAUUAGUGGAAGUAGCAUUUUAAUGCCAAUACCAAUACUCUCACUCAACCUAUAUAUGCACCAAGUACAGGAGAAUGACUCAGGAGACAUACCCAUUAGCCAACCCCCAUUUUAUAUACUUUUUCCAACAAUGACUGCACAUCAUGAAUAUGGUGGCACAUUAAAUAAGAUGGAUUGUAGUAUGUAAUGCACUGAUAACCUUUUGAAGGUCAUUAGCUCUUUGGUCAUGGUUUUACAUUCAUUGUAUUUCUGUUCACUUAAGAGACCAGAUAUCAAUCUAAAUUAAGGAAAGAUGUUCUUGCAAUCUAGGAGAACUGAAAGGCCAGCAGUCCUGCCCUUGAAUGUGUGUGUGUGUGUGUGUGUGUGUGUGUGCACGCGCGUGCAUGUGCGCACACACUUGUAUGCUAAAUUAGACUAUGUGGACACUUUAUACAAGUUAUACAAACAAACAUAUACAUCAACAGUUUAUAUGAGUGUGAAAGUCAUAAAUUCCAGCAUAUAAUGCAAUUAAACAUUUUCUCGCACUAACCUGGUUUAGCAAUGUAUUUAACAGUAUCAAAUACUGAUAUAAGGCCCUUGUGGAGAUUCAACUGAUUUCAUCCAUGUUUACAAUAAAAAUAUGGUAAAUUAAGAAGCAUCUAAGCAUGAUAAAGAUGAAAAGAAGUGAACAUAGACAAAUUAUUGUCACACCAAUGUCUCCACAACACUUGCACCCUCAGUAUAUUGACAAUGCUAUGCUCAGCAUCUCCAACUUGUAGGUAAAAAAGUAGUAAUUAAAAAAAAAUAAAUAAAUAAAACUUGUCUGCUAGAUGUGUUUGUGAGGUAAGCUCAUAGUGUUGAUUCUGAAGUUAGAAUACCUUGCAGAACAGAGGUUGUGACAUCAUGUGCUUUCAUGACUAGCAUGUUUUAAUAUUUAGAAAUAAUCCUUCUGCUGUAUAUUGAGCACAUUCUUCUUGCACACUCCCUGACCAGAGUAUAUCUUUGAAUUUGAUAUACAUUAAGCUCAAAGGGAAAAUGAUCACCUCAUGAACAAAAAAUCUAACAGCAGCAAAAAGGUGAUUUGUAGACAAGCACAGGAUGCCUAGGUGGACAGGUGAAAAUGAUACCUAUCUGAUGCAUAAAAUUACUCUCUACUUGGGAUGUAAAUUUACCAGUCAGAGCAUUUAACAUCUUACCUGUCCAGUUCUCCCUGUUAAAAAGUAGUUGAUCUAAACUGACUUCUUUUUAAUUGUAUUAUCAAACAAAAUUUAUUUAUUUAAUCAUUUGGAUUAUUUAUUUGGAUUUUCCCUUUCUCUGCAUGUAAAUACCUCCAAUCUGCACUGGGUCACACACACAAGAAUACCAUUAUGUACUACUACAGGUUGAUAAUGCUUUUGUCCAGAUUUCCAAAAUUUACAAGUUGAGAAUGCUCGUCAGAAUUCCAAACUAAGCAGAUUUUGGGAAGUACAUAACAUGAAGGAGGUAAGAGUUAGUAAAAUGUGCGUCCCAUCACUAACAGAAGAGUAUUAUAGCUAUAAUAGUAUUAUAACUAUACUAACAUUUUGAGGCACUACAUGCUCCUCAUUCUAACUUCUUAAGGCAGCUGGCUCAUUUUACUCACAUCACUGGGAGCCUUUACCACAUUAAACAGUUACACUUAAAAGAACUUGACAGGGAUUACAAAAAAAAAAAAAAAAAAAAAAAAAGAACAGUUUGACACAGAAUUUGGUGUUUGCUCUCAGCUCAAGUUUGAGGUCAAUGGUAAGAUCAAUGAGUACAUCAACAUGUGAUUCACAAUAUUAAGCUAAAUAUCAUAAGAAAAUAUUCUUUUAUAUUUCUUUUAUAGAGCUCAUUCUUAAUGAAACAAUACAAAUGUGUGGUGCAUCCUGCAAUAAAUAUAUGAUAAAUUUGUACCUUAAAGUAUUAGGAUCUCUCCAACAAAGAAUCAAUUUAUAAUGAAAACUUUUUUCCUCAAAAUAGACAAUUUAUACCAAUAAAUUGUCUUUCUCUUAGUAAAAUAGGGAUGUGUCUUGCCCAACUGCAAGUAUGAUACAUAUUUGACAUUAAGUGUUGGAUGAUUAUUUACAUUAAGUAUUCUGAACAUGCUUGAGAUGCAUUAUGCUAAGGUGUUUCAGACAAAUUAUGCAAAGCUACAAUGAUGAUGAUUUUGCUUUUAUGUAUGUGGUAUGAUAUCUAUUUAAAAAUGGCUUUAUCUGAUAACAAACAUCAUUAAAGGUGUUCUAAAAUCCACAGCACUUCUGGUUCUGAGCAUUCUCAAUAAUAGAUUCCUAACCUGUACUAUUGUGUGUAUAUAUAUAUAUAUAUAUAUAUAUAUAUAUAUAUAUAUAUAUAUAUAUAUAUAUAUAUAUAUAUAUAUAUAUAUAUACCAUAAAUUUUAAAGUUUCUAGGGAUGGAUUCCUCUCCUAAUUGGACUGUUCUUGAUUCAGCAGUCACAGCAUACAAAUCAUGAUCUUUAGUACAAACAUAUGUAAGAUUUAUGGUAUUUGUUGUGAAUUAUUGAUUUGUUUCCAAGUGAACACCAGGAAGAGUUGAAGUGGAUUGAAAAAUCAUUAUUUUCAUUAACAGAAAAUUCAUGUAUACUUAUUGAAAAUUUUAGAGUAAAAGUUACUGAACCUUUUAAAUAGUCUCUCUCUCUCUCUCUCUCUCUCUCUCUCUCUCUCUCUCUCUCUCUCUCUCUCUCUCUCUCUCUCUCUCUCUCUCUCUCUCUC
Molecule: messenger RNA, 7611 nt
Organism: Scylla paramamosain (green mud crab)
Lineage: Eukaryota; Metazoa; Arthropoda; Malacostraca; Decapoda; Portunidae
Product: F-box only protein 9-like
Exons: 12
Coding region: 517-1986 (489 amino acids)
Biological process (GO): SCF-dependent proteasomal ubiquitin-dependent protein catabolic process
Cellular component (GO): SCF ubiquitin ligase complex; cytoplasm
Molecular function (GO): protein binding
Source: RefSeq, a predicted model, not a curated record